Molecule: messenger RNA, 2312 nt
Organism: Arabidopsis thaliana (thale cress)
Lineage: Eukaryota; Viridiplantae; Streptophyta; Magnoliopsida; Brassicales; Brassicaceae
Product: alpha/beta-Hydrolases superfamily protein
Exons: 7
Coding region: 531-1745 (404 amino acids)
Source: RefSeq, marked reviewed
CCUACUUAUACCAACCAAACGUUACUUUUUAAUAAAACAGUUCACCAUAUCUCUCAAAUCUCAAUGGAACCCACUUUUAUUUUCCCAAACUAUACACGUUUCAUCUACACACAAGAAAGCAUCAAUCACAAUACACUGUUAAAUAGAGAAAAUAAAAAAUAAAAGUGUGCGUCUUUCAUUGGUCCUUGGAAAACAGAGCUCGUUUCAUGCGUGAGGGCAAAUGAAAAACGAACGAGAAAGUUGUGUGUUUCUGUGGAUAAACCAUUUUUCGUAGAAAGAAAUUAUUCAAUCAACAAAGCAGUGAUUCAUACAAUUUGUCUUGUUUAGGGUUUUUCAUCUUUGAUUCAAUGUCGACACAGAGCAACCUCUGUUGACUCGUUUGCUUCUUUCUUUCUUAGAUACAGAAUUGGAAUUUGGUUCAUCUUCUUUGUGAAAAAUCAGAUUUUGAUUACUGGGUUUUAGACAAGUCUGCGUUUUUUUUAUUGAAGAGACGAAAGAUUUAAGUUUUGGGGUUUUGGUUAAGGAGGAGGAUGGUUCCAUGGUUGAUGGUAUCAGCUAUACAAGUAGUAGAGCUAUCUGUGAGCUCUGUUGUUCAUAUGUUUUAUGGGCUUUACAUAUUCAGCUCCGCCGUCGCCGGAGAUCUUACUCAGUCGUUGAGCGAGUCAAUCUUCAAACCCAAAUCCACCAUUGAAGUCAAACAAAUUGACCAAGAAAAGACAACAGACGUCAAUGAUUUGCCUCCUAUUGUUUUGGUUCAUGGGAUUUUCGGAUUUGGCAAAGGAAGAUUAGGUGGUUUAUCAUACUUCGCUGGAGCAGAGAAGAAGGAUGAGAGAGUGUUAGUGCCUGAUCUGGGAUCAUUGACUAGUGUACACGAUAGGGCAAGAGAACUGUUUUAUUAUCUGAAAGGUGGGUUAGUUGAUUAUGGUGAAGAACACAGUAAAGCUUGUGGGCACUCUCAAUUUGGUCGUUUUUAUGAAAAAGGGGAAUACCAAGAAUGGGAUGAAGAUCAUCCUAUUCACUUUGUUGGUCACUCUGCUGGUGCUCAAGUUGUUCGUGUCUUGCAGCAAAUGCUUGCUGAUAAGAUGUUUGAGGGUUAUGAGAACACGAAUGAGAACUGGGUGUUGAGUCUAACGUCAUUGUCAGGAGCGUUAAACGGGACUACUCGAACCUACAUCGAUGGAAUUCAGCCUGAAGAUGGGAAGUCCCUAAAACCUAUAUCACUGCUUCAGAUUUGCAAACUUGGAGUCAUAAUGUAUGACUGGAUUGACAUUCCUUGGCUCAAAUCCUAUUACAAUUUCGGGUUCGACCAUUUCAACAUGUCGAGAAAGAAAACUGGUGUACGCGGCCUAGUCGAUCUUCUGCUUGGAAACGCAGGUCCUUUUGCUGCAUGUGGAGAUUGGAUCUUGCCGGACCUCUCAAUCCAGGGAUCAAUGACGCUAAACGCUAGUCUGCAGACUUUUCCAAACACGUUCUACUUCAGCUAUGCGACUAAGCGUACCACUAAACCUCUUGGAAUGAUGACUGUUCCUUCAGGUGUGAUGGGGAUUCAUCCUCUGCUUUUCAUCCGCGUGUUGCAGAUGAGUCAGUGGCAAUUUCCUCGUGACAUUCCUCUGCCUUAUAAAGGCUACAGGUCAGACUUUUUGAACUUUGUAUCACCACUUAAAGCUACACCAUACUAUAUUAAUCUCUUGUUCAAAUUUGGUAUUACAGAGAUGAAGAUUGGCAGGACAAUGAUGGAGCACUGAACACAAUAUCCAUGACUCACCCACGAAUUCCGGUUGAACAUUCUAGUCUCAUUCUUCGUAGUGACUCAGACUGUCUCCCUCUCCAACCAGGCAUUUGGUACUACAAGAUCGUGGAGGCAGAUCAUAUAAUGUUCAUUAUAAACCGAGAGCGAGCAGGUGUGGAGUUCGAUUUGAUCUACGACAGUAUCUUUGAGCGGUGCAGGAAACAUGUAUUCAGGAAGGCUCCUCAGACAUUGCCUAACGAAGCUCAACACCAGGAAAGAGGAGGCCAAGAAGAGUAGAGAGACCCAAAUGUGAUCAACAAAUGUAUAGCUUCGUUUGUAACAAGAAGAAUCCCCAAAGCUCGAGAUUUUUGGUGUCUCAUAACUCUGACCAGCGUCUUAAGAUUACUGGAUUAGGAUCUGGAAUUGGCAGUGUUCACUAUUUAUGAUAAUAUCCUAUUCGAAGAUAAUGUUUCCAUUUUGCCUUGAAUUCUGUUAGAAAUCUCAAAGCUAGUAUAACAUGAGAGACUAAAGUAGUGUAUCAAAGAUAUGAAUUCAUCUAGCUAUUAGCAAGUGGAUUUGGGUU